Molecule: messenger RNA, 934 nt
Organism: Syngnathoides biaculeatus (alligator pipefish)
Lineage: Eukaryota; Metazoa; Chordata; Actinopteri; Syngnathiformes; Syngnathidae
Gene: polr2eb
Product: RNA polymerase II, I and III subunit E, b
Exons: 8
Coding region: 154-786 (210 amino acids)
Biological process (GO): DNA-templated transcription
Cellular component (GO): RNA polymerase II, core complex; RNA polymerase III complex; RNA polymerase I complex
Molecular function (GO): DNA binding; DNA-directed RNA polymerase activity
Source: RefSeq, a predicted model, not a curated record
UGAGCCUUCCUCUAACGUCAUCAGCCAGCGACAGGGGAUGAUCGCGUGCUUCUAGUCGCAGCAGGCAGUCUUUAUUAGUGACAAAAUACUCAAUUUAUGAAUAAUAACUGAAGUAUAACUUGGCUAAAUCCCGAAAGACUCUCUUGAUAAAGUAUGGACGAUGAAGAGGAAACAUACAGACUGUGGAAAAUCCGCAAGACUAUCAUGCAGCUGUGCCACGACAGAGGCUACCUGGUGACCCAGGACGAGCUGGACCAGACUCUGGACGACUUCAAGAGUCAGUUCGGAGACAAACCCAGCGAGAGUCGACCCAGACGCACGGACCUCACCGUGCUGGUGGCGCACAACGAUGACCCCACCGACCAGAUGUUUGUUUUCUUCCCGGAGGAGCCCAAGGUGGGCAUCAAGACCAUCAAGAUGUACUGUCAGAGGAUGCAGGAGGAGAACAUCACGCGGGCCAUCAUUGUAGUCCAAAUGGGCAUGACACCCUCGGCAAAACAGUCUUUAGUGGACAUGGCACCCAAGUAUAUCCUGGAGCAGUUUCUACAGCAGGAGUUGCUCAUCAACAUCACAGAACAUGAGCUUGUGCCAGAACACAUCGUGAUGACAAAAGAGGAAGUGACAGAGCUUCUGGCCCGAUAUAAACUGAAGGAGAGUCAGCUGCCCAGGAUCCAGGCCGGAGACCCCGUGGCUCGCUACUUCGGCUUAAAGAGAGGACAGGUUGUGAAGAUCAUCAGACCGAGUGAGACAGCCGGACGGUACAUCACCUACAGGCUGGUGCAGUGACAGCUUCCAACAUGUCGCUGGAGAGCAAAAUUGGAAGAUGUUCCAGCUGCACUACUUCAUGGAUUCCUCUUGAUUGCGUUAUAGUUCUGCGUUUCUAUUCUAUAAAUGAGUUUUGUAAAAUAAAGAUGUUGAAAAAAAGAUUGUGUGA